Argentina anserina (silverweed cinquefoil) is the source of this 2037-nucleotide messenger RNA. Its product is annotated as glutamate--cysteine ligase, chloroplastic-like. The coding region runs from base 151 to 1731 and encodes 526 amino acids. Lineage: Eukaryota; Viridiplantae; Streptophyta; Magnoliopsida; Rosales; Rosaceae. The transcript has 16 exons. The record is from RefSeq and is a predicted model, not a curated record. Gene Ontology annotation, molecular function: glutamate-cysteine ligase activity. Gene Ontology annotation, biological process: glutathione biosynthetic process; modified amino acid biosynthetic process.
GUAAGGGAAGCUCUCUGUUCUUGUCUCUGUGUUCCAUCAGCAAACACCAAAGUCUCUUUCUUUGUUUCCACGAAUCUCUGUUUCACAGUUAUAACCAAAAACCCUACUAAGGUCCUAGGUCUCAGUUUCGUCGCCGUACCAGGGGCGGCAAUGGCACUCAUUUCACAGACAGGCUCGUCAUACUGCAUGCGUGCCGAGAUGUUUCAGAAUAAAACUGGGCAAAAUGUGGUGUUUAGUAGGGCAGGCCAUGUAGAGGCGUCCAAAUUGAAGGACAAUUGCAUUGGCUUCUCUGCCUUAUCAUCUAAUUCUUCUAGGAAGGCACAUAUUUUGCAUAUGGACAAUGCAGCAGUAGGACAGAAACGACGCUAUAGUGUGGUAGUUGCAGCCAGCCCUCCCACAGAAGAUGCAGUAAUUGCCACAGAACCGCUGACAAAAGAGGAUCUUGUAGCGUAUCUUGCCUCUGGAUGCAAGCCAAAGGAAGCAUGGAGAAUCGGCACUGAACAUGAGAAGUUUGGUUUUGAGCUCAAAACUUUACGUCCAAUGAAAUAUGAACAAAUAUCUGAGUUGUUUAAUGGGAUUGCCGAGAGAUUUGAUUGGGAAAAAGUUAUGGAAGGAGACUACAUUAUUGGACUCAAACAGGGCAAGCAAAGUAUAUCACUAGAGCCUGGCGGCCAAUUUGAGCUUAGUGGCGCACCUCUUGAAACUCUGCAUCAAACUUGCGCUGAAGUCAAUUCACAUCUCUAUCAGGUCAAAGCAGUUACAGAGGAAAUGGGAAUUGGAUUUCUUGGAAUUGGUUUUCAGCCCAAAUGGGGAAUAAAGGACAUACCUAUAAUGCCCAAGGGAAGGUAUGAGAUUAUGAGAAAUUACAUGCCUAAAGUUGGCACUCUAGGACUUGAUAUGAUGUUCAGGACUUGCACCGUACAGGUUAAUCUUGACUUCAGUUCUGAAAGAGACAUGAUAAGAAAAUUUCGUGCUGGUCUUGCGUUGCAGCCUAUUGCAACAGCUCUCUUUGCAAAUUCACCUUUUACUGAAGGAAAGCCAAAUGGUUUUCUAAGCAUGAGAAGUCAAAUCUGGACCGAUACUGACAAUAACCGCACUGGCAUGCUUCCUUUCGUUUUUGAUGAGUCCUUUGGGUUUGAGCAGUAUGUCGAUUAUGCUCUUGAUGUUCCCAUGUACUUUGUCUAUCGGAAUAAAAAGUAUAUUGACUGUACUGACAUGACCUUCCGGGACUUUUUGGCGGGGAAGCUCCGUUGCAUUCCUGGUGAAUUGCCUACCCUGAAUGAUUGGGAGAACCAUUUAACAACUAUCUUUCCUGAGGUCAGGCUGAAGAGAUACUUGGAGAUGAGGGGAGCUGAUGGAGGACCUUGGCGGAGAUUAUGUGCUUUGCCAGCAUUUUGGGUAGGUAUAUUGUAUGAUGACGUUUCCCUUCAAAAUGUGUUGGACAUUACUGCUGACUGGACCCCUGAAGAAAGACAGAUGCUGAGAAAUAAGGUUCCAAUUACUGGUCUAAAGACACCAUUUAGGGAUGGAUUGCUCAAGCAUGUUGCUCAAGAUGUUGUAAAGUUGGCAAAGGAUGGACUUGAAAGAAGAGGCUUUAAGGAAUCCGGCUUCUUGAAUGAGGUGGCAGAGGUGGUUAGAACUGGUGUUACACCAGCUGAGACGUUAUUGGAGUUGUACAAUGGGAAGUGGGAGCGACAGAUAGACCCUGUUUUCCAAGAGCUACUAUACUGAGGUGGGAAACUUCAGUGGGCCCAUUUUGUGUGUAAACCUUGCAAAUUUUCAGGUGUAAUCCUAGUUGUUUCUCUUCUUAGCUGCUUUCACUAUGCGAUUAGAGGUAUUACCUUCCCACAAGAAUAAUUUAUGCCAUGUAAAUCUUAGGCAUGAUGCUUCUCAUCUAAUUUACACUGGAUAAGAUCAAAUUAUUGUUCCAGGUUAUGCAAUGGAAGGUUAAUAAUAGUUAAACUUUGAGUUGGGGGUCAUUUGUAAAACCUAAUGGCAUGUGUUUCGGUGAAUAAUACGCUGCCCAGUUGAACUGAA